AUGAAGGCUGCUCUGAGUGGUGACGACCCGUCUCGGUCAGAGCCUGCUGGGGGGUUCGAUAGCACUCCGUACCCCUAUGCACCACCCGGCUAUACACUGAAGUUCACCUUCCAUCGUGGAGUCAACCUUCCUUGCGCAGACUUUGGUACAUUUUCUUCCGACCCUUAUGUUCUCGCCCAAUUGAUUGUCGACCUACCCCAACGCCACAAGCAGGACCCCGUUAUGUCCUUCCGAACACCAACUGUGCGCAAAAAUCGAGAUCCGGAAUGGAACAGUGAAUGGAUCGUUGCCAAUGUCCCGGCCUCGGGUUUCCAUCUGAAAUGUCAUGUGUACGAUGAAGACGCUGCGGACCAUGACGACAAACUCGGUAACGCUUAUGUCGACGUGGAUUCGGUCAAUGGACAGUGGCCCGGCAUAAAGGAGCAGAGCAUUCGCCUGAAGAAGCGCAUGGGCAGCAAGCGGGUCUACUUGUUCGGUAACAUCGCUGCGCUGGCGUCGCGACGUCUAGAUGUGCAGUCGCAUAUAGUAAUCAGCGUUCAGUGCUUAGGGAAGACACCAGGAGAUGAAGGGGCUCAUAUGUAUACCAUUGGACCAAACUACUGGUUCAAGCAUUUUUCUCCGCUCAUUGGGAGGAUAGCCGGCACUAAAGAUAAGGUCCAAAGUCAGCGUGAUGAGAAGAAGACCAUUACUCGCUAUAAUUUUCAGGCAAUCCAAAUACAGCUCCAGGGCCCUGUGCCUACCGCGCUCUAUCAUCGUUAUGUCGAAUUCAAGCCGUUUGUAGCCGGGAUGUUCACGUCACACAGUCUUCGUGGAAGGAUACUCAAUCGAGCGCUGCAUCAUCAACACGAACGUAUCUACAACUUUGACAAGACCACCCUCAGUGGACAGUUUUCUUCCCCUUGUACCGAGCUCACGCAGAAGUUUCUUGAAUUUGUGCACUACGCUCAGGGCGGGAGGAUCUUUACAUAUGUCAUCACCCUAGACGGGCAAUUGCGCUUCACGGAAACAGGGAAGGAAUUCGGAAUUGAUUUGCUGAGUAAACACACGAUGCAUAGUGAUGUAUCGAUUUAUAUUGCAUACUCUGGUGAGUUCUUCUUGCGUCGCCUGAAGCAUCGCCAUCCCCGACACCCGGAAACAAUUCAGCAUUCGGAAACACACUACUCCGGUGAUGAGUCGCUGGUAGAACCAGAGAUAUCAACUGAUCCGGCCGACUAUGAACUUUUCAUCGACAAUGAUAGCGGAACUUAUCGUCCCAAUGGCGAAUACCUACCCCUGUUGAAACAGCUCAUCUCCACCAAUCUACCAGGUCUUCACGUGACUACACUUGAUUGCAAGAACGAUGCAGAGCGGAUGGAGGUUCUGAAGAAUGAGCAGAGGGAGUUCAAGAAGAACGAGGGCAAUCAUAUGAUCUUCCUCCAGCGCAGCAAUAGCUCUUCGCUUUCUAUAUCCAGUUCAGAUGAAGACGAGUUGAAUGAGCGCAGUGAGUCGCAGCCUCAUAAUAGGGACGGCUUUGCGCAAAAGGUACACGAUAUGCGAGACAUGAAGGGUCAAAUGAUGAAAUGGGCCCAGGCAGACAACCACGGCAAUCCAGAUGAGACUGAGAGUCGAUCUGGGCGUCAGAGGACUGCGGCAGCGCACAGCUCAGGAGCAUCAAACCCCGCCGUGGAGAAUGGCUUGGGUGAAAGCACAGCCACUUUCGCUGACGGCCGAAUUUAG
Messenger RNA from Aspergillus niger, 1716 nucleotides. RefSeq lists its product as uncharacterized. The coding region runs from base 1 to 1716 and encodes 571 amino acids. The transcript has 2 exons. NCBI's taxonomy places the organism in Eukaryota, Fungi, Ascomycota, Eurotiomycetes, Eurotiales, Aspergillaceae. The record is from RefSeq and is a predicted model, not a curated record. Gene Ontology annotation, biological process: positive regulation of gene expression.